Hyaloscypha bicolor E is the source of this 1481-nucleotide messenger RNA. Its product is annotated as anhydro-N-acetylmuramic acid kinase. The coding region runs from base 104 to 1366 and encodes 420 amino acids. Lineage: Eukaryota; Fungi; Ascomycota; Leotiomycetes; Helotiales; Hyaloscyphaceae. The transcript has a single exon. The record is from RefSeq and is a predicted model, not a curated record. Gene Ontology annotation, molecular function: ATP binding; phosphotransferase activity, alcohol group as acceptor. Gene Ontology annotation, biological process: amino sugar metabolic process; peptidoglycan turnover.
UUGAGAUUCUCCCGUUGUCAUUCUCUUCUUCCCAACUCGCCUUCUCCUCCGUUUCAAUUCUCGCGCAAACCACAAGCUCCUCGAGAUUGGUAUCAUCUCCAAAAUGCCCUACAUCCUCGGCCUUAACAGCGGCUCCUCCUUCGAUGGAGUUGACGCCGUCCUCUGCACCAUCGAACUCUCCCCUGAUGGACAUCCGGCACGUCCCAAAUUCGUCGACGGCCUCACAGUCGAUUGGCCCCUCGAACUACGCACCCAAAUCAUGCUCGCCUUCGACAAUUCUCUCACCCUCUUCGAAAUGUGCCGCGUGAACUACGCAGCCGGUGCUCUCUUUGCCGAAGCCGUAAAUUCUCUCCUCUUGAAAGCUGAUCUGAAGCCCGAGGAUAUAGAUGUCAUUGGCUAUGACGGGCAGACUGUGUAUCAAGAACCACCUGAUAGGCCGAAGAACAAUGAGUAUAAGAAGAGCGGGAGCAAGAGUCUUGUUGAGAAGUGGACGAAGGGCGGGUGGCCUUGUGGGUUCUUCAUCGCGGAAUCAGGGGUUGUGGCUGCGUUGACGAAUAUCACCACCGUGACGCAAUUCCGACCUGUUGAUCAUGCGCUUGGUGGAUCUGGAGCGCCUCUUAUGCAAUACUUGGAUUUCGUUUCCUUUCGUGGCGAUGGGGGACCGACUGUGACGUUGAAUAUUGGCGGUAUUGCGAACCUACAGCUGGCGGAUGCGGACCGGAGUAAGAUGAUGGCGUUCGAUACGGGACCAGGGAAUGUGAUGAUUGAUCAUAUUGUCAAGGCUCGCACUGGCAAGACAUAUGACAAGGAUGGAGAACUUGCAGCGAAGGGAACAGUGAUUGAGCCUUUGUUGAAACAUAUGUUGACACAUCAGUUCUUUGCUCGGAAACCUCCGAGGUCGGCUUGGAGACUUGACUUCGGUGCUGGGUAUGCGGACCAGAUUUUGGAGCAGUACAAGGCUGCUUCGACGGAAGACCUGCUUGCCACACUUACCAUGUUCACCGCGACUUCAAUUGAAAGCUCCCUCGUUGAUUUCAUCCUUCCUCGGACCACCAUUACGAAGGUUGUUGCCAGCGGCGGUGGAGUCAGAAACACGACUUUGAUGAACAAUCUCCGAGAGAAGCUUGGGAAGCUGGGACUGGAUCUCAAAGUGAGUGAUGAGUUUGGACUGCCUGCUGUGUACAAGGAGGCUAUUAAGUUUGCCACCAUGGCAUUUGCGGCGAAGAGGGGACUGGCGAACAACAUCCCUGCGGCUGGAGGUGCGGAGUCUUAUGCUGUGCUAGGGAAGCUGAGUAUGGCGCCCAGGCUGGCGAAAAAUGGCGGUGAGGUUAAGUCUGUUGCCAAUGGCACUAACGGAGUACACUAAGUUGAGAGUUAGCUGUCUUUCAUAUAUAUUUACCAUAACUGACAUCAAUGCUUGUGCAAGUGGCGGUUCCAUGCUCGAGGUCUUUUCCUAAAGUUUCACUGGUUCUAGCAACACC